Molecule: messenger RNA, 4696 nt
Organism: Caenorhabditis angaria
Lineage: Eukaryota; Metazoa; Nematoda; Chromadorea; Rhabditida; Rhabditidae
Source: the annotation of a GenBank genome assembly
AUGAUUUUGAAGGAGAAAUUUAUCUCAGCAAGUUGCAACCCAAGAUCACAUUGUCUAGAAGCAUCUCGAGUGAAAAAUGUAGUCUUAUAUGCCUCAAAUUUGCAAAUCGCUGUUCAAACAAUUCCCGAAGCCGAAAAUCAAGUUGGAAAAAUCAUUUCGCUGUCAGAAAAACGACACAGUAAACCAAUCACAACUCUGAAGCGAAUAAAGAAUUUUUCUGGAGAAGAUGAGCAAUUUAUAAGUGGUGGAGUUGAUGGAACUGUAGUUUUAUGGGAUUUUCAAGAAAAUCUAGAAUAUUUGGCAAAUCUAGAAGGUGCUUCAGGAUCAAUCGGAUGUAUUUGUGGAUCCUCGAACUCUUCAAGAAAAGUCCUAGCCGCAUCCUGGGUUUCAGAAUCAUCCUCAGGCUUUCAAGCCUGGUGGACCGGGCCUCAAGGCCAAGUUUCGAAUUCCUACGCAAUCAAUCUAGAUCAAAACGCGUUUGCCUUAUGUUUAGACUCAAUUUUCUUGGAAAAUGUGGCGAUUUUGGCUGUUGGAACAUCGAAAAGAUUCGUGGAAUUGUUUUCGGAAAAUGAAAAUCGCACGGCAUUUCAAAAAUUGAUUUCAGUUGCUGGACAUACUGAUUGGAUUCAUUCGAUUGCUUUUAAUGGUGAGAUUUUGGGUGAAAAUAACAUAGAAGCCCCAAAAAAUCUCUCAAUAUUUUUCCAGAUAAUCCCGAAAAUCUUCUGCUAGCCUCCGCUGGUCAAGACACAUUUGUCAGACUUUGGAAAAUCGAAAAAGACGAGGAAUCGACAGUAACUCAGGCUACAGUAUCCCAAGAAGAGCUGACAAGUUCCAAAAAUAAAUUCUCGAUUUCUGGCGUCGGAAAAAUGCGAAUCUCUUCGUAUGCUGUUAUGCAGGGACAUGAUGAUUGGGUUCAUUCGACAAAUUGGAAUCAACAAGGAAAUGUUUUAUUGACGGCGAGUAGCGAUAAAACUUGUAUUAUUUGGAGGUACGGGGUGGAUUUUGAGGGGAAAUUUUAGAUUUUUCGGGCAUUUUUAACCCAAAAAAUCGUGAAAAAUAGGCGGUUUUAGCCUAGAAAUCACUAAUUUUGGUUUAAAAAUGAUAUAUUUUGAAACUAAAAAAUUUGGAAACUAAAAAUCCACGCGGAAAAAAUUUGAAUGAAACUUUUUGGACCUAAACUUGACGUGGUCCAAAAAAAUCCAAAAAAAUUUGAAUUUAAAAAUUUUCCCGCCAAAAAUCAACGUGGAAAUAAUUGGAAAUUUAAACAUUUUAAACUUGGCGGCUAAAUUUCACUUGACAAAAUAUAAAUUCAAAGUUUUGGCAAGAUUUAAACCACGUGGAAAACACAGGGGUUUUUUCACUACCGAGUCAAUGCAAAAUUGUAAUCGAGCAAAUAGGCUCCGCCCAUCUUUUUCCGCACAGACAUGUGGGCGGAGCUUAGGUUUUCAGAUUUUCAAAAAGAAAAUUGAAAACCCUUUGGCUCAAAAGACACACAAAUAAAAAGAAAAAAGUCGGGCUAUAUGUGUGUUUGCAGCGACCGACAUCUCGCGAGGCCGGCCACACGCUAUUGUUUUUUUGUCGGCCACGUAGCGCGCUGUUUGCGGAGGUUUUUUGUCGUCUGAUAAAAUGUUUUGUACGUGAUUAAUUCUCGGUAGUAAUAAAACCCCUGUGGAAAAUAUUUGAAUUUCAAAAUUUUCGCGCCAAAAAUAAUUAUGACACGAUUUUUUUCCAGAAAAUUUAGUUUCUAAUUGUAAAAACCCUUAAAGGCCUUGAAUUCAUCCCAAUUUUCUUUUUCCAGAGAAAUCGACGAUUUAUUCCGCGACGAUGUUCGACUCGGAAUCGUCGGCGGACAAGCGGCCGGCUUUUUCUCCGCAGUCUUUUCCGCUUCCGCCGAGAAAAUCAUCGCCAGCUCGUAUUUCGGCGGUUUGCACGGCUGGAAAUGCGAGGAUCCCGUCGAGAAGACUUUUUGGAAUGCGAUUACAAUGACUGGGGGACAUGUUGGUGAGGUUAGAGAUUUGGAUUGGCAGAGAACGGGAGGAUUUUUGAUCAGUUGUGGAGAGGAUCAGACGACGAGAGUUUUUGCGAGAGAACAUGAGGAAGGGGAGAAUCAGGCGGAUAGAGGAUUUGUGGAGAUUGCUAGACCUCAGGUAAGGAAUUUUUGGGUCCUGAAAAUUUAUCCUGAAAUUAAUUUGGGGCCAGAAAAACCUGUUUUCAGCCUGUAAUUAAUUUUUGAUUGAAAAAUCCACUUUUUGGGUCAAAAAUGGUAUUUUAAAGCCUAAAAAUUCAUUCAGGAGCUGAAAAUUGAGCCUAAAAUCAAUUUUUAACCUGAAAAUCCACGUUUCAGGCUUCCCCGCUCAUUUUCCCCAAAAUAUUUGCUUUUCCAGGUCCACGGCCAUGAUAUGCAGUGUAUUUCAAUGGUUAAUGAAUCAGUUUUCGUUUCCGGAGCCGAGGAGAAGAUUUUCCGAGCUUUUCGAGCUCCGAAAAGUUUUGCCCAAAGUUUGGAAGCGAUUUCGGAAAUUAGUUUGGAAGAGGUGAGUUUUAGGGAAUUUUUGGAGCAAAAUUUCGAAAUUUUUUGAACAAAAAUGAGGAUUUUUACAUCAAAAUCAGUAUUUUCAAUAAUUUUCAUGAGAUUUGGAGCUGAAAAAUGAGCCGAAAGUAAAUCACACCUCAGCCAAAAUCGUGGUUUCCACAAUAAAAAAUGUACGCUGACUUUUUACAGUACAAAAAUUAUGAAUUUUUCAGUUUUUGUCCUCUGAAAAUUGUGAAUUUUUCAAUUUUUGACCUCUAAAAGCUGAAAUUCAGAUUUUUCCAAAAAUUGUACUCUGGUCAGCCACGGCUUGGCCGAGGUGUGAAGUAAAUUCACAUGAAAAAUCAUGUUCCAUGAAUUUCAGAUUUUUCGGGAAUUUUGGAAGAAAAUUUGAAUUUUACAUUGAAAAUCAUGUUUUUUGUAUCAAAAUUAACUCUAAUUCAAUGAUUUUAAGAUAAUUUCAGCCAAAUUCCUCAAAUUCCAGACCUUCAAAUCCACCAAGUUAGCCGAAUUCGGAGCUUGUGUUCCAGCCUUGGGACUCUCAAAUAAAGCAAUGUGUGAAGGUGAAACUGUUGAUGGAGAACAUUGGGAAGAAGAUGCAUUUAGAGCUGCUCCAACGGUUUUGAAGAGUAAUUUUUGCUUCCUGAUUUCCAGCCAGCCCAAAAAAAAUCGCAUAUUUUCAGCUGCUCCCACUGAAGACACCCUUCAACAGAAUACACUUUGGCCAGAAGAACACAAAUUAUAUGGGCAUGGUUAUGAAGUUUAUGCGGUUGCCACAAAUCCGACGGGAAAAGUUUUGGCCACGGCGUGUAAGGUGGGAAAAUUUCACCUAAAAUUACCUUAAGAACCUUAAUUUUCACCUUAAAUCACCUAAAAACCUCUAUUUUCACCACUAAAUUUUUUGCAGUCAAGUCACAUCGAACAUUCAGUGAUAAUUCUAUGGUCCACUGAAGAUUGGUCGAAAAAAUCGGAAAUUGUUGGACAUCAACUUACCGUAACUCAGAUUAGUUGGAAUUUCAAAGGAACAUUGUUGUUGAGUGUUAGCCGUGAUCGAACUGCAAAAUUGUAUAGAGAAAAUGAGGGAAAUGGUGAGGUUUGGGUCAAAAUUUGGAAAAAUCGUGUUUAGCCUCAUUUUGUAGAGAUUUUUUGGAUCUUGGCUGAAAUUAAAAUUUCGGCCCAAAAUUUUAAUAGAAUCUGAAAUUUUCAAAAAUCAUGUUUGAGCUCAUUUUGUAGAGAAUUUUGAGGGCUUCAAAAUGAGCAUGAUUUUAGGAAUUUGGCUGAAAAUUAAGUCUGAAAUCAAAAUUUCAGUCCAAAAUUUCAACAGAAUCUGAAAUUUUUAAAAAUCUUGUUUGAGCUCAUUUUGUAGAGAAUUUGAAGAGCUUCAAAAUGAGCCCAAACAUGGUUUUUGAAAAUUUUAGAUUUUUCAAGUUUUGGGCUGAAAUUUGGGUUGCAAAAGUUUUUAAAGGCUCUUAAUUUUAGACACAAUUUUCAGCUAAAAACUAAUUUUUUCAAAUGUCAUUCUUGGGCUCAUUUUGUAGAGGAUAUUCAGAGCUGUAAAAUGAGCAAAAAAUGCUUUUUGGAAAUUUCAGAUUUUGGCUGAAAAUCAGGUCUGAAAUUGAUUUGAAUUUUGGAUAAAAAUUGACCCCUAGGCUUAUUUAUACUCAAAAAAGUCCCCAAAUUUCACCCCAUGUCCCUUUAAUAUUCCCAAUUGCUCAAAUUACAGUUGAUGGCUUCAAUUAUCAAUUAAUCUGGUCUUCCACUCCAAAACAUCAUUCCCGAAUUAUUUGGUCGUGUGAUUGGUUCAAAACCCCAGAAUCCGAAAAUCAAUUUAUCACUGCUUCUCGAGAUCAGAAAAUCAUAAUCUGGAAUUUCAACGAGGCUGAAAAUCAAGCGAUUCCUAUUUGCUCGCAAAAAUCUGCAGAGCCUGUGACUGCUAUUUCAGUUCAACCUUCUGAAAAUCCACUGAUUGUGGCUGGAUUCCAAAGUGGACUUUUGGAAGUUUAUCGAUUUUUGGAUGGAAAUUUGACGCUGCUUCAAAGAAUUGGCGCAUCGCCAAUUUCCGUGGAUUCGCCAGUUACAAGAAUUCGAUUUUCGCCGCAAAAUGGACGAUUUUUGGCUGUUUCUAGUGCUGAUGCAAAAUUGAGGAUUUUCGAAGUUUCUUCUUGCUGA